Molecule: messenger RNA, 5036 nt
Organism: Drosophila santomea
Lineage: Eukaryota; Metazoa; Arthropoda; Insecta; Diptera; Drosophilidae
Product: probable phosphorylase b kinase regulatory subunit alpha
Exons: 13
Coding region: 324-4445 (1373 amino acids)
Biological process (GO): glycogen metabolic process
Cellular component (GO): phosphorylase kinase complex
Molecular function (GO): calmodulin binding
Source: RefSeq, a predicted model, not a curated record
ACGUGCGCUGGUCACACUGUGUGACAUUGAGUUGACUUUAGUUGCAUUAGUUUAAUUGCAAUUUUACUCGAUUUAUUCGCAAACAACUGAGCAGCCCAACGCCGAAACUCGCACGGCAAGAGUCCACAACACCAUUCGCCGCAUCCCGGAGAGAAUGCGCUAUCCUCGCGGCGAACUCCACGGAUUCAACGGGUUCUAGCGGCCGCGAGGUGUUCCGAGGAGCUCUGGGAUUCUAGUACCACCUCCUCCACUCCGCCGAACCACAACAAACGAUCCCAACCGAUCCAAUAUUAUAACUUACCGGCACAGGAUCCACAUUCGCGAUGCGUUCUCGCAGCAAUUCGGGCGUCCGUUUGGACUACUACCAGCGCAUAGUGCAUCGUCUGAUUCUGGCCCACCAGGAACCGGUCACCGGUCUCUUCCCCGCCUCCAAUGUGAACUCGCACGCCUGGAUCAGGGACAAUGUGUACUGCAUCCUGGCCGUUUGGGGCUUGUCCAUGGCGUACAAGAAGAUUGCCGAUCAGGACGAGGAUCGUGCCAAGUGCUACGAGCUAGAGCAGAGCUGUGUGAAGCUGAUGCGCGGCCUGCUCAUGGCCAUGAUGAACCAGAAGGACAAGGUGGAGAAGUUCAAGAUGACCCAGAGCCCCUACGAUUCGCUGCACGCCAAGUACUCCAGCAAGAACGGCCUGCCCGUGGUCGGCGACAAUGAGUGGGGUCAUCUACAGAUCGAUGCCGUCUCCCUGUACCUGCUGAUCCUGGCCCAGAUGACGGCCUCCGGUCUGCAGAUCGUCUUCUCCCUGGACGAGGUGUCCUUCAUCCAGAAUCUGGUCUUCUACAUCGAGUCAGCCUACUCGAUUCCCGACUACGGCAUUUGGGAGCGCGGCGACAAAACCAAUCAUGGUGAACCGGAGCUGAAUGCCAGCUCCAUUGGCAUGGCAAAGGCGGCCCUGGAGGCCAUGAACGAGCUGGAUCUGUUCGGAGCCCGUGGCGGUCCGGCCAGCGUGAUCCAUGUGCUGGCCGACGAGGCCCACAAGUGCCAGGCGGUGCUCCAGUCGAUGCUGCCCCGCGAGUCCAACAGCAAGGAAUUGGAUUCUGGACUGCUGUGCGUCAUCGGCUUCCCCGCCUUUGCUGUGGACGAUGCCCAGCUGAUACACAACACCAAGGACGCCAUUCUGUCCCGACUGCAGGGCAAAUACGGCUGCAAGAGAUUCUUGCGCGAUGGCUAUCGCACACCCAAGGAGGAUCCCUCCCGGCUCUACUACGAGCGCUGGGAGCUGCGCAUGUUCGAGAACAUCGAGUGCGAGUGGCCGCUAUUCUACUGCUACCUAAUCCUGUUCCACGCCUUCCAGAGCGACAAGCGGGCGGUGGAGGAGUACGCCAGCCGGCUGGAGAAGAUCAUGGUGCGCUCGGAAGAUGGCAUUCUGCUUGUACCUGAGAGCUAUGCAGUGCCGCAGGAUCUGGUGGGCUUUGAGUAUCAGAAGCCGGGUUCGCAGGUCCGCGAAGUGGUCGGUCGGUGUCCCUUCCUGUGGGGUCAGUCUCUAUUCAUCCUCGGAAGAUUGCUGCAGGAGGGUUUUCUGGCCGUGGGCGAGUUGGAUCCCUUGAAUCGUCGGCUGGGCGCUCAAAAGAAGCCGGACGUCGUCGUCCAAGUGGUCAUCAUUGCCGAGGACAACGAGAUCCGCGACAAGCUGGCCGAACACGAUCUGCACGUGCAGACGAUCGCGGAAGUGGCACCCAUUGAGGUGCAACCCGCUCGAGUGCUGAGUCACCUGUACACCUACCUGGGACGCAACAGGAAACUGGGAUUGAGCGGCAGGAAGUCCAGGGAUGUGGGCAUCCUCAGCACCAGUAAGCUCUACUCGCUGAAGGAUCGCAUAUUUGCCUUCACCCCGCAGCAUAUCGACUAUGAAGAAUAUUAUACAACACGCGAUCCCGAUUUGCUUGCCAGCAAUUUUACCACAAAUUUAGCAUUCUUGACCAACAAUUGGCGCCACAUGUUGGGCAGGCCGACAAUCACACUAAUGGCAACCCACUAUAUGCUAGAUCAGGACAAGAUUCCGCUGGCCAUGAUCCAGACGAUGAGGAAACUGAAGUCGGGCUACAUCAAUGGCACACGCGUGAUGCUGGGCAGCCUGAAGGACUUCCUCAACACCUCGGCCAUCACGGAUCUGAGCUUUCUGGGCAGCACGGAGGACGGCUAUCCGGACCGCCUGCAUCCGGAUGUGCAGACCUAUCUGGAUGAGCAUCUGCUGCGCUCGUUCAGCAAUCGCAGCACCAUGAAUCUGCGGGGCGGUCAGCUGCGUCCGCGGACAUUGAGGCGUCGCAUGUCCUGCAAAGGAGCCAUCAAGAAGACGCGCUCCAUCAACGUGGACUCCGACAACCUGGGCAUGGAGGGACCUUCGCCGCUGACGGAACGUCGCCUCUCCUCGAUUGUGCCACCUCCGUGGCUGCAGGCCAACAAGCAGAGCCACGUCAGUGUGUUCGCCACGACGCCGGAGGAGGGACCCACCAGCUCACCGCUGAGCCUGGGCAACGAGCUCAUCCGGGAGAACAUCUAUCCGGUGGAUCCGCACCACAGUCGCUCGGCGAUCGACAGACGCAGCGAGUUUGUCCGCCAGCAAGAGAUAACAGUGCCAAAAAUUCUAAUACAACGCCAUCGUGCCGAAACCAACUUCGCGGACACAGAGGUGGAGGAGCUGAUUGCGAUGCUGCGCGAAACGGAGAAUCUCGAGGAGCAGGGCGACAUCCUACAGUACCUGGUGGACACUCAGGGUCUGGACUUCAAUACGGCCGGCCUGGGAUUUAAGAAUAAACCGGAGGAUAAUGGCACACCCACCUCGAAUGCCAAUAACGCCGAGCUCGAGCAAGCGUUUGUGGAUGAUGUGGUGCUGGAACUGGCUGGUGGUGGUGCUGCAGGUGCAGGUGCAGGUGCAGGUGAUGGGGCCAAGAAGAGCCCAACGAUUGUCCUGCCCAAGGUGAUCAUCGAUGCUGCUACAAUUCCAGCCGGCACUGGCACCGAUCCGGAUAGUGCCGCUCAUCCGAGUGCCGCAACCGCCGCCGCCGCCGCCGCCGCCACCGCCAGCAGCAAUAGCCAGUGCAUCGGCAACACUAGCAACGUUAGCAACGUUAGCAACGUUAGCAGCAGCAGCAGCAGCAACAUCAGCAACCACAACAACAUGAGCCCACAUGAGAAUAACCACGAUUCUUCCCAAUCCGAAGGCAUGCUCGAAGAGGGACGCGUGGUGACCGUGCGGGAUCUGCUGAAGGGACUCUACGAGAAGGCCUGCCAGCAGAAGCUCUGGGGACUCGUCCGUCACACGGCCGGCAUGCUGGGCAAACGGGUGGAGGACUUGGCCAAGGCGGUCACGGAUCUGCUCGUCCGGCAGAAGCAGGUCACCGUCGGAAUGCCGCCAAACAAUGAGCACACCAUUACGGCGCCGCUGCCGGAAGUCGAGCUGCGUCAGCUCAUCCACGAUGCCUAUGGCGACGAUGAGAGUACGGCGAUGCUGACGCAGGAGCUGAUGGUCUACCUGGCCAUGUUCAUACGCACCGAGCCGCAGCUGUUCCACGAGAUGCUGCGCCUGCGCGUCGGCCUGAUCAUCCAGGUAAUGGCCAAGGAGCUGUCCCGCACCCUCAACUGCGACGGCGAGGCGGCGUCGGAGCAUUUACUUAACCUCUCGCCCUUCGAGAUGAAGAAUCUCCUGUACCACAUACUCAGCGGCAAGGAGUUUGCCGUCAGCAGCGUGGCCCGUGGCAAUCUGUCCAUUGUGAGCUGCAAGAGCAGCCGCGUCAGCAAGAAGAGCCAAAUCGGUCUGGGCGAUCCGGAGGGCGAGGACGCCCUGAUAGCCACCAUUGACGACAGGCAGGGCCAGUGGCUGCGCCGCCGGCGGCUGGACGGCGCCCUCAAUCGUGUGCCCCGCGACUUCUAUUCGCGCGUGUGGACCGUGCUGGAGAAGUGCCAGGGUCUGGCCAUCGAGGGACGUGUCCUGCAGCAGAGUCUCACCCAGGAGAUGACGCCGGGCGAACUGAAGUUUGCGCUGGAAGUGGAGACGGCACUCAAUCAGAUACCGCAGCCCGAGUACAGGCAGCUGGUGGUCGAGGCCCUAAUGGUGCUCACGCUCGUCACCGAGCACAAUAUGGUGCCCACACUGGGUGGCAUCAUCUACGUGGAGCAUCUGGUGCACAAGGCCAAUCAGCUGUUCCUCGAGGAUCAGCGCAAGGUGCAGGGCGAUGCCACGCUGUGCUGUGCCAAGAUCAAGGACGGCAAGGAGCAGCAGCAGGCCGCCUCCGGCAUGCUACUCUGCGGCGGUGCCGCCUACAUAUGCCAGCACCUCUACGACAGUGCACCCAGCGGCAGUUAUGGAACCAUGACCUACAUGUCCCGGGCGGUGGCCCUUGUGCUCGACUGUGUGCCCAAGCACGGCGAGAUGGAGUGCGCCAUCUCCUGAAGCGGUCGGCGUUCAGUUGACUUAAUUAUAAUGCCAAAAUCUCUGCAACUCUGGAUACGUCCGUUCUUGUUCUCGUUCUCGCUCGCACGCAGUCUAGCGCCACUCCCUCCGUCUCUCUCUACAUCGAUCGAUCCUGCCUCUUUUUGCUGUCUCUUUCUUUCUGACCGCUGACCCCUAACCCCAAGCCCAACGACAGAGGGCACAUGUAUAUAUUCUUUUGACCGACGACCUCUUCCCGCCCCCGAAAAACACUUUGUUAACGUGUUCGUUUUGUUCUGACCAAAAAUGAAAUGUGUAAGCCAAUUUGAAAUGGUAUUAACUCACAUAUGUAUGUGCUGAGACCUUGGAAAGAUACUCCAUAAACUACACCCCAGAAACGAUCCUAACCCCAAUCCCACAUUUAGUAAGCCAACUCACGCUGCUCGAUACAGAUUUGUGUUUUGUACUGGCGGCUGUUUUACAGCGACAACUAUUUUGAUUGUUUUAACUUUUGUAUAUUUAAAUGACCUUAUUUUAUAUAUUAUAUUAUACGUUUGAAUUGUAAAGUUGAACGCGCAGCAAGUUUUACAAUAAAAAUGUGUUUGCAAUGUU